GAUUGUUAUCAUGUACUUUAUGUUGCGUCAAACUGUGAAAACAAGUGAUGAAGAAGAAGAAAAUCCUGCAGGGUCUCUGGGUUGCUGUGAGAAACUGGACUAUUUAAAUUGUGAAAGCAGGAGUCCUCAUCCAGAAACGAACAACGCUGAUCAUGCAAAAUGUUGCAUGGAAACACUCAGCAACAUUUUGCAAAAUGUUCCGGAAGAAGACGCUGUUAGAACACUCGAAAUCCUACAAGAAACUUUGGAUGAAACGGAGGUGACAGAAACUACAACCAUCAUCACGGACAACAGUGUGGCUUUACUUUACAAACCCACCGAUGACUUCAGAGGUCUUGAAAUCUUUGCCACUGACAAUGAGAUAAGUUUAGGUCCAGGUGUGAACAAAAGCAUAAUGAAAGUUCACCUGCCAAGUAAGCUGAAUCUUGGGAGGGAUGACAUAAUUAGUUUCUUCAUGAUUCAGCUACCUAGCAAGAUUGCUUUGGAAAACUCAGACAAACUGAUUCGUCGCAGGAUAAUUUCCCUGAGUGUGCGUAACAAGAGAAUUUCAGGACUUCCUGACCAGGAUCGGGUCAAAAUCACCUUAAAUAUUGCCACAAAGAUCAAUGAAACUCUCAAGCCCCAGUGUGUUUUCCUAAACACCAGAACAAACCAUUUCAGUACCAGUGGCUGUAAGACAUAUUGGGAUGAUGAUGACGUCACCUGUUCCUGUAAUCAUCUCACAUACUUUGGUGUGCUGAUGGUGUCUGCAGACCUCUCGCCUAAAGACCAGGAGAUUAUGUCCUACAUAACCAUCAUUGGCUGUAGUAUUUCUCUUACUGCCCUGGCCAUUGCUGUUUUGCUCUUUAUCACAAACAGAGAGGUCCGAGGGGAUGAUUCCAAGAAGAUCCACAUCAGCCUGGCAGUCGCUCUGAUCCUCCUAAAUGUUCACUUCCUCCCUAACCAGGCGGUGGCAGCAGCAUCAUCCCCUGGUCUCUGUCUUUAUGUAGCUCUUGUUCUUCACUAUUCUCUGUUGGCCUCGUUCACCUGGAUGGCCUUGGAGGGCUUCCACCUCUAUCUCCUCCUGUUUAAAGUCUUCAACAUCUAUGUGAAGAGAUACCUGUUGAAGCUCAGUGUGGUGGGGUGGGGUCUUCCGGCUCUCAUUGUGUCGGUGGUUGUGAUCGUUGACAAAAACCUGUAUGGUUAUACCCCUUUGAUCUCAUCUGGACCCAGUGAACUCGCAGUAUGCUACAUAACCAAUGACAAAGUGAAGAUGGGGACGACACUGGGCCUCUUCAGCGUUGUGUUCCUGUUUAACCUGAUUGUGUUUGGGGGGAUAGCUAAAUGGCUUGUGUGUGACAACAUGAUCAAACAGAUUGGGCGUAAGAAAAACAAAGCUAAGGGAGAGAUUUUCACCCUGGUGGCCCUCAUGGUGUUGCUGGGACUCACCUGGGGCCUGAUCUUCUUCUCAUUUGGCCAGCUGACCACACCUGGCCUUUACGCCUUCUGCAUUCUCAACCCUUUGCAAGGUUUCUUCAUCCUCGUCUAUUUUGUCCUGUCUGUAAGAAAUACCAAAACCUCAUCUUUUCAGCCGAGAUCUACAACAUUUACAACUAGGUCUUCUUGAAGCGGUUUCACACUCACACUGUUAGAUGUUCA
This is a messenger RNA of Cyprinodon variegatus (sheepshead minnow), 1638 nucleotides long. RefSeq names its product adhesion G-protein coupled receptor G2-like. Gene Ontology annotation, cellular component: membrane. Lineage: Eukaryota; Metazoa; Chordata; Actinopteri; Cyprinodontiformes; Cyprinodontidae. Gene Ontology annotation, molecular function: G protein-coupled receptor activity. Gene Ontology annotation, biological process: cell surface receptor signaling pathway; adenylate cyclase-activating G protein-coupled receptor signaling pathway. The record is from RefSeq and is a predicted model, not a curated record. The transcript is spliced from 13 exons. Bases 11 to 1606 code for a protein of 531 amino acids.